CGUUGAUAACAUUUCAAAACAUUGCAAAAAUCAACAAUAAUAAUUUUAAAAUUUACUUAAUGGCCCAUACCCUUAGGUACUCACUUGAAUAAAAACCAAUGUCGUUCCCAUGACCACCGUACACUUCUACGACGACAGUGGCGUAUAAAGUGUAGUAGAAUAAUGCAUUGUUUUGUAAGUAUCCGCAAGUAACUAAUAGAAAUCUUAAUAGGUAUGUCGUUUAGCGUUGACACUCCGUUGUCGGUAAUUGCCGACAAAUCUUGGAGUGAAGUAUGCAUGUACGCCAGGGAAGCGGCCGUGUUCCUGGACGAUUACGCCGCAGAAUCACUACACUGGCACGGAGGGUGCAUACUUCUGUAUCGGGCGGGCGCAAAGAGCAUCAAAGAAUUGUCUUCAUUCGAGGUGAUUCUUUUAAAAAUAGAUAAUCCUUAAAUAUAUAUUGCGUAAUAUUGUAUUAUAUACUUCGACGACUACAGAGUGGCAAUCCGAAAGACCGUAGGUGUUUAAUAAUCGUUGGGAAACCCGUUGACGAGCUGGUCGUAGCAAUUGUUCAAGAUGUUUUAAACAACAGCAAUUUCAAAUACUGCAGUUUUGUUGCUGGAUGUGGAUUAGGUGAAUUGUAUAAUACCGGAACGUUAGAAAGUGAACUUUGCAAAAUUAUUUCAACCAAGUAUGAGGUAAUCCAUUAUAUAUAUAUAUCUGAACAUCGUUUAAUCGUGUUCGAUUUUUUAGUAAAAUAUGAAUUUGCUUUUUUUUUAUAUCUGAAUGAUCAAUAAUCAUUUAAAAAAAAUAUAUAUUUAUCUGCAAGCGUUGAGAAAUAAUUAAAAAAGAAUACACGAAGAAUCGUAUUUUAUUACAUAAUUUUACAAUUUAAGUGGAGUAAAUAAUAUGAUAAACCAUAAUGUAAUAUAAAUGUGUUUUAGGACGGAACAACAGAUGUAAUAAACAUACCAAUUGCAUUGACUUGCCUAUCUCCUUCACUAUUUUUAAUGCCCCAUCUCCAGAAUAUUCCUUUAUUGAUAGAAGUAUGUUAUAUCCUAUAAUAUUUGUUGUACUUUAUUACACUCCCAGUUAUUAACUACACUUUAAACCUAGAUCUUUUGUUAUAGAAUAAUUAUGAAUUAUACGUAUCAACAAUUGCAACAACUUUAAAUAACAUAUUUGACCAUUUAAAUGUGAAAAAUGAACUUUAUUCCGUUGGACCUUUAAGUGAAGCGGUUUCUAAUUAUUUUUCUAAAAUUCAAAAAGUAUUAUUAUUUAAAAUUUGAUAUAUAUAUAUUUUUCGAGAAUUACAUAAUUUUGUUUUUUAGCCUAAAAGUACGGAAGCCAGCCGUAUCAAUGUAAUACUUAUUGAUAGAAUAGUCGAUAUGUAUGCAGUUACUGAUUUUGCAUCUAGUUGUCCAUUGGAUAAAAUGAAUAUAUUAUUGAAUAGAUUUCCAAAAACAUGUUCAGAUAUAGCGGUCAUUAAUGAACCCUUAUUACAAGACUCAAAGUAUGUUGUAUCGGUUAUAAUAUAUUGUGUGGUUUAUUUAAUUAACUUAAGUUGUUUAUGAUAAAACCAUUAAAUAAAUGCACUACUGUUAACGAAUAUUACCUUUAACAAUAUAUAAAUACAAAAUAUUUGUAAACACAUAUAUUGGGUGGCCAGAUUAAAAAUAAGGGUAAGAGAUAUUUAUUGAAUAUAAUGAAAUCUAUAGAAUACUAAAUAUUUAUAUUAGUAUUUUUAAUAACUACCAGGCGUAAUAUUAUGGGGCUGUUGUAAAACCAUCAUUGGUUACAGUAAAUUCAUUAAAAACAAAAAUAUAUUAAAUUAUUAGGCCAGCAAGUUAUUUUUCCUGGUAUCCCAAUAGCCACUUCUGAAGACCACUUGAAUUCCAUGCCAAAAAGUUGCAAGUAUAAAAAUGUCAACAAUACAAAAAUAUAUGUAAAAAUCCAACCACCAAUUUUUUAUUUUUUGUUAACUUAUUCAGUGUAAUUUAUUUACAAGUUCUAUGUAAUUUAAAAAAAAUAAUAAUAAUUUCUUAAAUUUUGUAGUUUUCAUUUAUACAGUUUAUGUACCUAAACUAAUUAUAUUAGUUAAAGAAUAACCCUUUCAUUGUCAUUGGUUCAUAGUUCAUUUACAUGUUCAUUUAAAAAAAAUUAAAAAAGUAAAUUUUUUUGUGUGGACAUUUUUGCGCACGGAAUGUUUUUUAGCGUAUCAUUUUGACAGCAUACCCGCCCGCGCUGCACUAAUUGACUUUCCUACACAUAUUAUGUAAUAAUUUACAACCCAAAAGUAUAUAUUUUUUAACAUAAAUAUUAUUAUUUUUUAGAUAUAAGUCAGUCAGUGAACAGGUACAAGUACCAAUGUGUUUGGCUCCAACAUUAAAACCAACACCGGUGGUUGAAUGGUUGUUAACAAAAAAUGAAAAAAAUUUGUUGACAAAUAUUCGAAUUACAUUAACUGAAAAAUUAUCUGGCCCAAUCAGAAAAACUGUAUCUAAGAUUACACCACAACUGUUAGAAACUAUUUUAUCGAACAAACAGUUCGACAGUAAAGAAACUAUGGACUUAAAACAAGUAAAUAUAAUUUAAUUACCAUAGAAUAUGUUAUAUUUUUAAUACACUUUGAUGACUUACAAUCAUAUAAAUUAUUUAGUUUAUUUAUAUUAUGAAUAAUUUCACAAAUGUGAAUCAUUUUAUUUUAAAAAUAGCCCUAAUUAGUACGCACAAUUAUAAUUUGAAUGCUUGAUUUUUUUUUGUGGUUUAUUUGAUUUUUCAAAUUUUCAGGGCAACAUUAAUUUUAAUACUAUAAUAAAUGACUUCAUUAAAAUAAUCUUAGUAUAUAUUUUACAUAUUUUAAUUAUGUAUCUAUAAAGUUCUGUAUGAAAUUUCAAAGAUGCUUAAUGUUUAUAAAAAAAAAAAACUUGUUAUUACAAACCAAAUAAUUUCCUCUGCAAGUUAAAAAUCUAAAUAGUUUUCUCAGUUAAAACAUAAUUAUUUAAUGUUAAACACUUUAAAAACUAUACAUGUUUUUUUGAUUUUAAAUUAUUUUUAUCAUUGUUAUAACUAAUACAUGUAGGAGUAUUUAUUUCAUAGUAAUAUUCUUUAUUUAAUAGAGUAAUUGUAUUUUAGCAAGUGUUAUGUAUUUGUGCUGCGCUGAAAUCUCCAAACCUCUCAAAAAUUGAACUUGCUCAAAAUAUUGGUAAACUAUUAUUGCAAAAUAUUUCAACGGAAGGUGACUCUGAUAUUUUGAUACAAGUAAAUAGUUUAUAUUUAAAAUAAUUUGUGUUAAGUUGUUUAUAGUGUAAUUUUUAUGUUGUAUUAUAUGCAUUUACAUUUUUCUAGGUUAGUCAAUUAUUUAAAACAAGAAAAGACAGAAAUUUGUCAAUAGAAAUUUUAUUGUGUAUUUUAGUUCAAUUGUAUUCAGUUGUUGAUGGCGAUUUCAAAAUAUUUGAUGAACAUCAAAUCGAUUUAGAAGCUAUAAUUGGUGAAGCCUUUUUUGAUGACUUAGAAUAUUUACCAGAAUAUAUAAUUAAAGACCUAAUAGGUAAGUAACCUAGUAAAAAUAGUUUGUAAAUAAAUUAUUUAAUUUUUGUAAAAUGAUUUCCUAUUAAAAAUAUUUAGAAAACAAUUCUAGUAAACCGUUAACCAGCACUGUAGCAGCUUGCCAACAAGCUGCUGAAAAAUUAUUUUAUAUUUUAAAUCAGAUAAAAUCAUCAAGACAACAUUUUGUCAAAUACAGGUACAUUUUUGUUCUUAGAUAUAUAUAUUAAAAAAUAUUAAAGAGAUCUUACAUUUUUGAGAUAUUUACUUUAAUAUGAACAGUGUAAGAACAGUGUCAGAUAAGAUCCAGAAAAUUCACCUUUUUUUUCUAAAUAAAACGUUUGGAUUAAAUUAAAUGUUAAACUUUGAAAUGUAGUACCGCGACACAUUAAUGCCAUAUUAUAUUAUUAACCACAACAGUAUAGCCGUGUGGUAAUCAAACACUAGUCUAGUUAUCAAUUGACUUACUUGUUUUUUUCCUGUAGGUCUAAACUUCUGGUGCUCAUUAUUUUUGACUAAUCUGGUUUUUACGCUAGUUUGAUCGUACAAAAGAUACAGUACAUCAAUGCAAAUAUUUGAUACUAAUAUCGCCAUUUUAAAAAAAAAAGUGAUUGGUUUUUUCCUCGGGCCCAGUAUAUGAAAUUAUCCCACUAACAAUACAGAAAUUUCUAAGUUUCUCUGUAUUUCUGUCAAAAGCAAAACUGCUGGUAUCUUACCAAAUUGUACAUAUUGGAUAAAUUUACAUUAGAUAACAAUACAUUGAUUGAAUUUAAUGUAUUAAUUUUUGUAUGGGUUAAGUGAAUUACAUCCUACAUUUUAUUUUUGUUAUUUCAAAGUAACCAUUUUACCUUUUUACUAUUCUUUAAAUAUUUUAACUAUACCAAUUAAAAACAAUGUUUUAACCUGUCAUCCUUCACACGGGGUAUAUUUUUCCCCGGAUUUGUUUUCUUGUAUUUAUUUUACAAGUAAAUAAAUUAAUACAAGCUUAAAUGUAAAUAAUUUUUUUCCAACUUUUGGUUGAUACAAAUGUUAGUACAUUCAAUUAUUUGCUUCAUCAUACCUAAUCGAAAAAUAAAAUCUGUUUUCAAAAUAAUUGUUUACACUUCUGGUGAUUACUCUAACUCUGUUUUUUUUAGUUAAAUGGUUUACAGAUGCAACUCAGAUCCUUUGAUUCAUGUUGUGUUUACGUGACUAUUUAGUUCCAUCCUUUCCACAUAAUAUUUUUUUGGCAAGUUCAAAGGCAUCAUCUAAUUCAUGAUAAGACAAAUCUGAAUCAAAGUAUUCAAUAAGACUACCUAAAUAAUUUUCAUCUAAAUCUGAUUGCUUACUAUCUGUAUUAUGAUCACUCAUAUUUUCAGUAAGUGGUUCUUCAGCAUUUUCUUCGUCUGGCACACCAUUCCAAAUUUCUUCAUUGCUAACCAUAUCGAAAAAGUUUUCUAUAUACCGUUUUUCAAAUUCGUCUAUUUUAAAUUAAAAAAAAAAUUACACAAAUUACAACAAUUUACUCACACAGAGUUAAUUAUUUCCAAACACUAAUGCCCAUCAUUUUAUAAUAUUCUAUCAAGUGAAUAGAACACUGAAAUAACACAAGAUCGAUAACAUUUUAUUUAUAAACAUAUCAUUAAAAUCUAUAGAAAUAUAAAAAUAUUUUUUAAUGGUAACACUUAUAAAAUUAUGAAUAAAAAUAAACUGAGAUCAUUAUUUACCUUGUGCCAGUGACAACGGAUUAAUUGCACAUUGAGUUAGUUUUUUUACUAUCUGUUGCCUUUUAAAUAAUUAUAGUAAAAUAAGUAAAUUAAAAAAAAUUGUUUUAAUUAAUCAGUUUUUCAUUAUACACUUAUAGUAUACAAAAUAUUUUUGUUUUUUUAUAUUAAUAAUACAUAUAGUAACGUAAAAUUGAUAAUACAAAGUUUAUAUUCAACAGAAUAAUUUUAAUAUUCUAUAUUAUAAAUAUAAAUAUUUACAGUUACAAAGUCAAAAUGUUUCAUUAUUAAAUUAGUAUUUUAUUUAUAUUUAUAUACAAUAUAAGAUUAUUGGAAGCAAAUAUACAAUAAAAAAACAAUCUAAUAUAUUUAAUUAUAAUGAAUAACUAACAUUGUGCCAAAAGAAAAUGAAUUUAAAACUACAUGGAAUUAUUUAGAGCUUCUUGUAAUCUAUCUUUGUAUUUUUCACUGAAUGGAUUGUUCUCUUGGUUUCGACAUUUAUCCAAUUUUUUACUUAUACGUGAUAAUUCUUUUGUGUGAUCAUCAGCUACUCUAACAUGUAAUAUUCUUAUUCUUCUUACAACUUCAAUUAAAUCUUUUAAAUGCUCAGAUCCAGUUUCGCCUAAAAGUAAAUCUGUAACGUAAGAAUCCAGGUUUUCUUUUAUUUGACUAGCAGAAUGCAAUACUGCAGCUAACGCUAACUGAGAUGGUGCAAAUAAUAAACAAGCAUCUGUAAACAAUAACUUGUCAAUAAAACUAUCAAUAUGCGGACGCAUUCGAUCCGGAUCAGACAUUCGUGUUCUUGUUUUAAUGUCUAAUAGAAAACCUUCAACUGCUUUGAAUGGAUGGUGUACUUUAAGAUUGUAUUUUAUUUGUUCCAUGAGAAAUAACUCAUUGUUAAGAAUUACUGUGGUAGCUCUUGAUUGAUUGCCCUUGAUGUUGGCAACAAAUUGGGCGAGUGACACAUUGAAUUCGUCAACUUUGCACGCCAAAAACAGACAUGUGACCAUUAUUUCUUUUGGAUGAUAAUCCAUAACGGAGUUGUACAAAUAAAAUCGUUUUAAAUAAUUUAAUGCAGUUGCAAACACAUACUUUGGCAUAGGUGGCUGGAACUUAUGACAGAAAUCUCUUAACAUGUAUUCGUGACAUUUCUGAAUUAUGUGUUCUUCAGUGGCAUCUAAAAAAUACAUAUUCCGAUCGCCAGGACUUAAAUGUGCUCCAAAUCUGUUGACAUACUUUUGAUUAGCAUCUUCUCGUAAUGCAUUCAAAUCCAGUUCGUCUUUGAACACCCAAUUUGUUUUUUGAGUACUCGUUGGAAACAUUUUUAUAUUAUCACAGUAAAGUAUUCAAAAUAUUUCUCGUAUUACUUAAACUUUAAAACAACUAGAGCUAAAUACUUUUUAUUUACAAAUAAACUUAACUACCUAGAUAAUGUUAAUAACUUAAUUCAAAUGUUUAUUCGGUUAUUAACUUAAAUAUUCCAUACCUACCUUCAAGCUGGCAUGGUUCGUUGUGCAUAUGCACAUUCAAUUUACUGAUAAUUGAUAAACAGUUAAGUUUGAUAAGGAAAUUAUAACAAGUUUGAACAACCACUAACCACGUCAUGUUUACUCUUUGAAAAAUAUUAUAUAUAUACCGCGGUAAAAAAAUUACCAAAUAACCUUGAUAAUCUGAUAACCUGAUAUUAAAAUUAAAUCAUUUUCAAAAUAUAAAACAACUACUCAAACUAACUACUUAACUAUUACGUAAAAACUAAAAGUAUAAUGUUACGUUAAACAAACAUAUUAUAUCUUUAAACGUGAUUAUAUAUUUCGAUAGUUCAAAAUGGUCAUACCAAAAACGAAACUUAUAAGUAUAACCACUAGGAAAAUGUUAGUUUUACCUACAAUUAUGUGUGCCUUUUUUCCAAUUAUUAUAUCUGGUGGGUCUUUUUCCAUAAAAUUUAUUUGCGUUUUCGAUUAGGUUGUAGGGCGAGGAAUGUAUUGGUUUUACAAUGAUUUUUUUUCCUGUGAAUAACUUUUCUACCAGAAGUUUUGUUCCUAUUUUCAAGUAUAGCCGUUUUUCUGAAAGAAAUUAGACCGAGGUAGUACUUUAAGGAGAUCGUGUUUUAAUUUUCAUGAUAAAAUUUCCCUCUACCUUACCAACUUCUUACCUACAACAUCGCGUAAAGGACGUCCGUGUGUCUUUUUAAUUUUAAAUGUUCGUUAUUACGAAAGAAGUCAACGUUCCGAUAACAUUGACCCCAAAAAUAUAUACAAUUUUUAGAUAAAGCUCGGUGAUUCGUCUAGAUUAGUCUUCAAAGAAAAAUCAAAAGUAGCUUAAAAGUUUUGACGAUGAUACCGUAAGAAAGUAAAUCAAAAAGGCUACAAAACAUAUAUUGUGUGAUUUUUCGAUUAAAUCAUUUUUUCUGGUAGAAAACGUCAUUCGUGUUUUAAUAAAAUAAUGAAAUCGUGAAACUGUACGUUUUCCUACGUUUCUUCCCACUUAAGUGCUUUUAUUUUAAAAAUGGCAUCAAAAAUUAAAAAUGAGUAACUUAGAUAAUAUCUAGACAACUUGAGCUUCCAGAAAAAUUGCUACACGUAAAAAUCGGAACAAGUUUACUAGGAAAAAACGUGUCCACAGACUAGAAGAAAAAAAAAAUUGAAAAAUAAACAGCAUCGUAAAACCAAUAGCUCGGUUCAUCAGGCUCCUUCUUCUUGGAUAUUUUAACACUACAUCUAUCGAAAAUUGUUUAGACGUUGAAAUAAAGUGUGAUUUGAACAUUAAACCAUAUUAACAGUUACAGAGUUGCGUGUUUUCCCUAUUAUUAAAUUUUGAUUCACGUCAUCGUCAGUAAAUUGGUCAUUUUUUUAUUUUUCAACAGUGCAAUUGUAUACAUUUAUCGCAUUUAUGUAUGCGUUCAGAAAGUCUGGGUUUCUACAGAAACGUUUGUUUUGUGGAUUUUAAUUUCUAUCCAAUUGUUUAGUUUUUUUGGAGGGAGGGGGAGGGAAGGUCUGUGCAAACAGAUCUGUCGUUUACACGCUUGUCGUGUACAUGCAUCAUUGUUCCGACUACAGACGCCUAUAACAUAUUUUAUAUAUCUAAUACUUAAACCAUAUUGUGUAAUUAUGGCAAAAUGUUUAAAAUACCGAAGAAAAAAAGUUAACACUUAUAAAUAAAUGUCAAGUUGAAAGGCAUGUAGACAUUCUCAGAUGUUAGUUUGAAUAAAUUGUACAAGUUUAAAAUAAAAUUCUUCUAACAAAAAGACGGAUAUACUUCGCACGCAUGAGUGGGCCAUUGUUGUAGGUGAACAGUUGGGAAGGUAGGAUAUAGAAGGGAAUUUAAUGUAUACAUUAUACUUUUACGCAGCGAUUAAUCAUUGCUAACGAAAAACGAUUCUGAGUGGAGUUCGGUUAUAUAUUUUUUGAAAAGCCAUUUACGAUUUUCGUCAAAAUUUGAUUGAAAUUCUUAUAAGAAAAAAUUCUACAUUACGCUCAAUUUUUAUCACUAAGUACUAUUUAUAAUGAUUAUCCAGUAAAAUUUUCAAGCAUUUCGGUUUGGUUUGACAAUUUUAUCCACAUAGUACCUACCAAAUAAAAUUUACGAAAAAAACUCGCAAAAUUAAAAUGUUUAUAAAUAGUUCAAAAAUGGUUAACACAUGUUAACCACUUCUAGAAAAAGCAAAUACAAAUUUUCUUUUCAAAUUUCAAAUUUCUACAAAUAUUUAUAACUGAGUUACAACAAAAAACAAAAUUGAAAAUAAGAAAAGCAUUAUUUUGGUAAAUUUGUGAGUUCUUUCAUCGGUUUUGUUCAUUUAUUAAAAAAAACUACACAGAAAAUCAAAAAUCAACUUACUUAUUCACCAUCGAUAUUAAAAGUUUAACAACAGUGAACACUUGUCGUUUUUUUUUCUAUUGGAGCAAUAUUUCUGGUAGAAAACAUUAACUGUAAACAAUUUAAAUAAAAGAAUCGUGAUGCAGUCAAUUUAUCAUUUUCAUUUUUGGUUUUUUAUUUUGGUAAUUCCCAAUUACUAUACCAAUACAUUCCUCGCUUUGCUCAGAAUCUAAAUUAUCCAUAAAAAUUGUUUAAAUUGUAUUAACAAUAUAAACAAGUAAAAUCUUUCCUGUCAUUUUAAACAUGGCUAAAUAAGAACUACAGAAUUAGAUAUCUGACCAAUGAAGAAUGUUUCUAUCUUUUUCAGAAUAUGUGAAAAUUAGAGGGAAUUUGUGGGUAGGGCUAAAAUUAAAAUUAAAUGUUUUAAAAUUAUGUACUUUUUAUUUCUAUAAAUAGAAAAUUGUUUGUAAAAGAAAACCCUUACGCACCAGCAGUGUACAAUUCUUUUGUCAAACAAUUGAUGGAAGACGUGUGCAGUCCAAUGCGACCAAAUCUACCAGUUUUAAAAACCAAAUCUGAUGGAAUUACAGAUUUUAUAAAAUUAGGUUUCAAGUGAGUAAUGUUCAAUGUCAUAACAUUUCAUAGUAUUUAAUAUAAUCAUUACAAGAUAAAAGUUAUCAUAAUUAUUAUUAUUAUUAUUUUUUUUUUUUUUCAGUAAGAUUAUUAACACAGUUAACAAACAUCCAUUAGAUUGCGAUCAUCUAAUUGUUUUUGUUAUCGGUGGCAUAAGUGGACAUGAAGUACAUUCAAUAUGUGAAGCAACCAAAAACUGUGGUAUCCGAGUGAGUGUAGGCUCUACUAGAAUUUUAUCUCCCUAUGAGUCAUUGCAAUCAGUAUUUAAACAAGUGUAAAUUAUAAAAAAUCACUAUAUUUAUUUAAUAACUUAACAAUAAGAGGUACAUAAUAAAUAAUUAUAAUUGGUAAAUUAUUCAUGGAAUGAUUAAAUGAGCAAUAAUUUUAUUUAUAAAUCCCAUUCGUUAAAUAAUAAAUAGUGUCAAUGUUAAUGAGUACCAAUAAUGGUCAGGUAGGUAGAUAAAAUAUAAUCAUUUUCUUUAAUCAGAAGUCGAAUUACUGAACGAAUGUAAUUUCUCAAUGGAUAGAGACAGCUGUUCCAGGCUAGCCAUUAGGGAAUGCAUGUUUUCUGUACCUUUGGCAAUUCCUUGUUCACUGAGCGGUGUUGAUCCAUCUUGUCUCACGCCGAGUUCAAAAUGUAACCAUGCUAAAUGUUCCUGUUGUUCACGGAUAGCAGUCAUUUGUUCCAUACUGCAGUCUUUACCUAAAUUAUGCACAUAAAUGUACACAUAAAUUGUUAUUAUUAUUUUUGAAAAUUAUACAGUUGAUUCUUGAAUAUUUGUAAUUAUGUAUUGUAUUUAAAUAAUUGUAUAAAUAAUAAUGGGAUAUGAGAUUAAGGAAACUUGUUAAAUUAUUUUUAAAAACUUGAUAAAUAAUAUAGUUUGCCUAAUUAUUUGUAAAACUAUUCAAAAUUAAAUAUAUAUUUUACGUACUUAAAAUUGUGAACAAAUAAAAUUAUGUAGUAUUUGUUUUCCAUUCAGAACAAUUAAAACAAAUUAACUGUAAUUUAUUAACUUCAAUAUUUAAAUAAUAUGAAAUUAUUUUUGAAUUAUUCAAUAUUAUUUAAUAUUAAUAAUUACCAAAUGCACGCAAUUUUCCAGAGUGGAAAUCUUCGAGUAGUUGCUGAAGGGCUUGUUCCAUUUGUCUGACGUCGGUCACAUCUGACAAAAAACAAUGAUGUAGGCAACUUCUGUCCAUAGUUUGUUCAGAGAAUACUAUGUGUUUUAUAUAGGACAGG
Messenger RNA from Cinara cedri, 10911 nucleotides. The record is from the annotation of a GenBank genome assembly. Lineage: Eukaryota; Metazoa; Arthropoda; Insecta; Hemiptera; Aphididae.